CAGAAAGUUGAUGUGGAUCUAAAAUUUACAGUGUUAUUGUGUUUUUGAUUAUUUAAAUUGGAAAUCCUUUUUCAUUAAUUUAUUCUUAGUUGCUCAAAGGGAAUUUUUAUCAAGUUUUCGCUGAACAAUUGAACCUGAACUAUUAUUCAACUUGGAAACACACGACAAUUGUGAUAAUUUACAAAUAAUUAAACCUUCUGAUCUCUUUUAUACAUCAUCAAACGUAAUCAGAGAAAAGAUUUCUUUUCUCUCUCUCUCUUUUUCCCAUUUCUCUUAACUCGAUUUAUAUAAUACUACUUGGGCUACCUUUUUAUUAUUCUUACUGCCUCUAUCUCUUAAUACUGGUUGUUUUCCCUUUCGCCUGUUUCUCUUCUAUCAACAGCUUGUAUUUUAUAGUCUAUACUGUAUAAAUUGUGUAAAUUUUUCAUCUUGCCAAUACUUUAGAUUUUGUAAUAAUGUCUGGCCGUCAAAUUAACCGAACUAGACCUGAUGGAGGACGUCAAGGUAACUCAUCAUAUUUCUCAUCAUCAUCUGCAAUAUCCAACAAGUUUGGGAUCACUUGUGUGGUUUGUUGUCAUUCUAUUCCUGGUGAGCAUCGCCGACCAAUUUUUGCCAUUGGGCCUUGUGAUCAUUCAGUUUGUUAUCAUUGUUCUGCUAAAAUGAGAGUCCUCUGUGAGCAAAAUGAAUGUCCCAUUUGCCGUCAAGAAAUGUCUGAGAUUAUUUUCACUGAAGACUUCAGAAAAAAAUAUAAUGACUUUGGUGAUAAACGAAGACUUCAUUUUAAUGAUAAAUUCAAGAUUUACUUUGAAACUCAAGGUUGCCUUGAUACAUUUAAUUCCUUGUUAGAGGAGAAAUGUAAAAAAUGCAAACAGCUCUUAUCUAGCGUACAUGAAUUGCAAGACCAUUUAUGGGAGAAACACAGACUUUUAACAUGUGAAUUAUGUGUUCAAAACCUGAAGAUUUUCAGUGAGGAAAGAAAAUACUAUACUGCUGGACAACUCGAAGCUCAUAUGAAACAUGGUGAUCCUGAUGAUCGAUCAUACCAAGGGCAUCCUGCGUGUCAACUUUGCAGUCAACGAUAUGUUGAUACUGAGGAAUUAAAUCGUCAUCUUCGCCGUGAACAUUAUUAUUGCCACCUUUGUGAUAGUAAUAAGAUCAUUUAUUACAACAAAUAUGAAACUCUUAAUCAACACUUUCGUGAGGAGCAUUACCUCUGUGAAGAAGGGCCUUGUAAAGAUGAACAGUUUACAUCAGUCUUCCGCUCAGCAAUAGAUUUACAAGCACAUAAAGCUCAAAGUCACUGUUUGACCAAAUCUGAAGCUAAACAUGCUCGAACUUUAUCUUUGGACUUGACAUUCAAUCCCACUCCUCGAGGUCCUAGAGCCGGAGGGUUUAACCCUGUGGUUGCCUCUUUUCACGAUGAAGGCAAUUCUCGUGGUGGUCGACGAAAUCGUGGUGAUCGUGGUGAUCGUGGUGAUCGAGGUGAUCGUGGUGAUCGUGGUGAUCGCAGUGAUCGUAACGACAGAGGUGAUAGAGGUGAUAGAAAUGAUAGAAGUGAUAGGAAUGAGAGAGGAGAAAGAGGCGAUAGAAAUGAUAGGGGUUAUCCUCCAACAAUACCUGAAGAUAUUUGGAUGACUGAUGAUUUAUCAAAUUUGGGAGCAGUUGGUCCAAUUCAACAAUUACCUAGACCAGAAGACUUUCCCUCUCUUGGUGAGCCAAGUCGACAGGGACCACCAAUACCUAUUCGUGAUAAUCCACUUUCAACCACUGCUUCUAGGAUUGCUGCAAGUAAAGAAUCAAAUUUAGAUAAUUUAAAUGGUCAAAAUUCGAAAGCAGCAAAGAAGCCUAAACAUAAGUUCAGUACAAAAGUUAAAGAAUCUGCUACUUUUGGAAAGAAAGACGACGAAGAGUUUCCAGCUCUCUGUGGUCCGAAUGGAAAUAGUAGAGAGAUUUUAAAUGGCCGUUCUGUUUCUAAUUCAGCUCCUUUGGCUACCAUUUCACUGGCUGAUGCAGUUAAAUUAAACUCAAAACCUCCUGAGAAGCCAUCUGCUCAACCGACCAAUACAGCCAAAACAGCUAAAACAGUUAAAACAAUAGCAAAUGAUUCAAAUAAUACCAUGGAACCUUCAAACCAAGACUUUUCUUUGACACAAAAUGACUUUCCGUCCUUACCGUUUAAAAUCAAUGGAAAUCGAAAGAAAAAGAAAGCUCUAAAUAUACUAUUAGCUAGUUUAAAUAAUCCUCAGCCAAAUCCUCCUCCCAACUACACUUCUGUUCGUCUCGUUGACUCACUUGUUCCUAAGGAUGAUAAUGCUAACGAUAAGCAUGAAAAUGACACAAAGCAAAGUUUAGAAGCAAAUAUGGAAAGUUUGCUUCUCAAAGAAGACAAUUUUCCUCCACUUGCUGGUGAAAUGAACAAAACCAAAUCAAAAGCUGGCAAGAAAGAGUUACCUGUUAAACCCAGUUCAUCGAAGUCGUCAGGCUCAACAAGUGCUAACCAGAGUACUUUCUCAUCUCUUUUACGACCACCUCCAGGUUACGAGAAACGUAACCCCAAUAAAAUUAAUUUGAACGAACUAUCUUUAGAGGCAGUAGCGCAGCAAGUAAUCAAACCAAAAAGUCCACCAACAAAAAAUCAACAUGUAAAUAGUAAAAAAGCUGAACUGAAUAACACCAACAAUCAUAACGAAGCUGUUAGCAGUAAAACAAACCAUUUAAUUAAUAACGAUAACGACAGUACUGGCAAGCAAUCUUCAUCUUCUAGCAAUCAACAAAAAAGCAAAAAAGAAAAUUCCAAUCAAACAACAUUAGAUCAUCGCAAUGAUUCUAAAGCUGCCAAGCAAUCAUCAUCGAAAGGAACAGUUAGACAACAAAAUGGAAACACUCGUUCGCAAAAUUACGAGGAACCUUCUGAAUACUCUUACAUUUAUCCAAAGGAUUUUGAUGAAAGAAAUCGACAUCUUUUCGAUAUGGUCCAGUCAAUCUUGAAAGAUCGAUUCAAAGAGUUUGAUCAAGUCUCUAGAGCAUUCUUUAAUGAUGAUAUCUCACCGAAUCAUUAUUACAGCAAAUGUUGUGAUAUGUUUCGUAACAAGUUAAAUCAAGUUUUAUUAGAUUUAAUUGUUCUAUUGCCUGAUAUUAGGAAACAAAAACAUCUCCUGUCUGCCCAUGAAACUAGUGUUAAACAAAAGAAAGGAGUCAUCCUUAAGAAGGCCGGUGUUUGGGAAAUCAAAUCGGAUUCAGAGUUAGAUUUCGUAGUUUGUCCUAUGUGUGGACAAGUUUUAAACAAAAAAGAUGGUCCAGAUCAUAUCACAACGCAUCAAAAGAAACAAAUAUUAUCUUAAAGCUGUAAAUUCCAAUCAGUUUAAUUUAUCUUAAUUGAUAUUUAAAAUAUCAGGGAGAAUUUCGAAAUGAGAAAAUUAUUCAAGCAGAUGUGAUUCUUGUUUAGUUUUCCCAUUUCUUCAACUCAAAAAUGAGUUUCCGUCUUUGCAAUGCGUUCGAUUUAUGAAAAGUCUUGAUAUCUUGAACUCUAUCAUUUCUCCCUGGUAUUUUUGAAUACAUAGGAAUCAAAUAUUGUUAUGCCACGAACCAAAACAAAGUUUUAUUGUAAACAUUCGUAAAUUAUUAUAUAUAUUUAAUAUAUAAUAAUAAUGAUUAUAAAAUUGAUAAUUCUAGUUCAUUUUGAUUGUUGAAACGAAAAAUGAUAGCGCCUCUGAUCCAUCUGUUGAUCUGGAUGUCUCUUCAUCAGAAUUUGGUUUACUCAACUGUUCGCUGUUUUGUUUACGAACCUGCAUCCAACUCGACUGAAAUUACAAUCAGUGGGGUUAAUCAUGAAACAACAAAAAACGAGCAAAUUAAUACAUCAAAAUAAAUUUUUUUGCAGACAU
Messenger RNA from Tetranychus urticae (two-spotted spider mite), 3884 nucleotides. The record is from RefSeq and is a predicted model, not a curated record. Lineage: Eukaryota; Metazoa; Arthropoda; Arachnida; Trombidiformes; Tetranychidae.